CUGGAGAUUUACACUUCCGAAAAUGACGUGCAAGCCAAAGUUAAUGACACGGAGCCUACCCAGAGGAGCAUUCUAAAGGGGAAAUGUCCUCUCUUGUGAUGGAGAAGCAGCUAUAUAGUUCCACAAACUGAGGAUGUCACUGGAAGACACUCUUCCUACAUUCAGGACAUUCCAUGCAGAGGAUAAUGACAGACACCAGCGGGAAUACUGGAAGCGCCAACAGCAAAUGGCAGAAGAACACGAGCGCCAUUUGGCAGAUAUCCAGGCCAGAAACCAGUACCUGGAGCAGCAGAAGGAUGAGAUCCAUAGGCGCCUGUCCGAAUUGAAACUAGGGAACUCAGCUACAUCUCAUAUUGAACAGCUGCUGGUGGAGUUGACUACCCAGGAGGGAAAAAACCAACUGGCUUUGGAUGCUCUGCGGAAACAAGUGGAACUCCUGCAGGUAUCAGCAGAGACCAGAAGCAAACCCAAAUCCCCCAUCAACAGACAGACAGACAGUGCUGAGGGCAACAUAGAGAAGAAGGUCUUCAAGUCUAUGUCAUUUCCAGCAGCAGUUGGACCCCUCUCUUCAGAGAUACAGGCACUUUACCUGGCUUAUUUGCAGGGGGGAGGCAGUGACCAUAACAUCCUCCGUCAGAUGUAUGAGCUGCAGGUGGAGGCCACAGCCCUGGAGAAAGUAGGAGCAAGACCUGAGCACAAGGGCAGAAAGAAGAAACAUGAAGGUAGCCCGAACUCCUACCCACGGGGUUUGGAUGCUGAGCUCCUGUCUGUUGAACUGGAAAACCAGAGGCUGGAAGAUGAGAUAUUAAAGUUGAAGAUCCUGAAGGACAGAAGGAAAAUAGAAGAUGGGUCUUCAGGCACAGAGCUGGCGCAACUGCAGCGGUUACACAUGGCAGAGAUGGCUCAGCUGCAUGCAGAGAUUGGCAGCCUGAGACACGACACAGAGAGGAUGAAGCUAAGACAUCCCAAGAGGGGGUCACCACUACCCCGGCUGCCACCUCCUAUAGCUCCCCCCCUGCCAUCUCCUCCUCCUCAGCAUCUUCUUGGAUUGCCUGACCCUACCUUUCCAGCGAGUAACAUGGACCCCAUGAGAGCAUCUGCCACAGCUAUGAGCCGGUACUUCCUGGACCCUUCUGAUGCUCUGGGACCAGCUCCAUAUGAUCCGGCGUCUGGCUUUGUGAUAUUCUAUGAUUUUAUUUUGGGCCUGGAUCCCACAUUCUAUCAAGUCUGCCUGGUCUCUGGCCUGUUCCGCAAUGGGCAAGAGUUGGGCAAGCCCACCCCACUGCCCGUUGUCUCCUCUGAUAUGGGUCAAUACCCACAGUAUGUGACUGAUGGGCAAAGAGGGUGCUGUGCCAUCUUAGCAGCUAGGCAACCAGUCCCAAGAGUCCUUCCUUCAACCACCAUCACCCUCAUAACCGAGCUCCAAGCAUCUGGAGGCUUUGAUGCUUAUGGGCUGGAGAUCCAGAAUUUGGCCCCCAGGGGGUGGGCCAAAAUCAACAUCUUUGACCAUCUACAUCAAGUGAUGUGUGGGCGCUGGAAGAUCCCCAUCCGAGUGCUUCCUAUGAAGCCAAGCCUCACUCCAGAACAGUUGAAUGGUGUGCCCCAGCUGGGCAAAGCAGAGCUGUACUUGCGACUCGUGAAUGCAAGAGAUGCUGACAUGCAGUCAAUGGCAGAGAUUCAUCCAGGCAAUGCCUCCUUGUACAAAUACCCUCCUACAGUGUCCAGUUGCACAGCACCCCCUACAGACUUUCCUGCAGCCCAGCGCUCUUUCCACCCUGCCCCCACCAGCCUGUUCUUCUCUGUCCCUCCUUACACUGGCUUUGUUGACUCUCCUCCUGAUCAGGAACAGCCUCUCCAAUACAAACCCAAUAAAAGGUGAGAAAGGAGGAAGACCACCCCUUUCUCCUUUCAGGACUAGGCUUUCCUUCUAACGAAGAUAAGUCAGCACAGAAAUGCCUACUGUCUUCCUUUGUAUACGUCUCUAUGUGUUUUGUGUAUAAAUGAAACAACUAAAAGAUUAUCCAUCUCUAAUCCACCCACGUCUGUGAUUUUCUCUGUAUUUUUAGUUAAGGAUAUGGGGGCAGUUUUUAAGGGUGCAUCUGCAUGAGGUUUUGAUGGUGGCAGGAUUGGAUGUACUUACCCAUCUGCACAGCAGAGGGUAGUUACAGUCUACUCUGCCUGCAACUGACCAUAUAAACUAAAGCGCAACAUCAAUUAGUAUUUUCUUUCCACGGACUAUACCAUACCACAAGGAGAGAUUUCUCCUGACCUUCCCAUUGGCAGCAGAACACCAAAAUGUGUUCAGAAUAACUGUUUGUACAUAUGAUCCCUAAAAAUUUAAUUCUUCUGUCAUGAUUAUCUUGAGUCUUCCUUGUUGUGUGUGUCCAUGUCCAUCACUACAAGAUUAAAGACAUUCACACAUUCAUGGCAUGUUAGUCUAUCAAUAGCUGCUAACUGGAACAUCCUAUAUUCAUAGGCUGCCUCAUUAGCAAAUGCUGAGGACACUGCCUUUGGCUUGGUUUAUGCAUUGGAGAGGAUAUAACAGGCACCUUUUUAGUCUUAAAAAAAUAAAAUACAAAAAUCCUCUCUAAAACCAAACUGCCUCUAUUAAAGUAGGCUGAUAGGAUCAUGUUUCUAAUUAUUCCUCUGAGUCAAUUUCAGUGUGAUUACGGUACUUUAUAUUGGAAGUCAUGUACUUUAAGUGCUUGUGAAAUGCAAACAAAAAAACCCCACAAAAAAUAUUGCUGAAAUAUUCACCCUCUUCCUUUAGAAUUAGUGCCCCAUCCACCCUUUUGAAGUGAUCAAUUCUGCAAGUCUUCCCUCUUUAAUCUUUAAGGGAUCACCACUGGAUAAUAUUUUAGUGUAUUAUAUUUUAGUGACGUCAAGGGAUGCCAACAACACGAAGAAGAAGGUUCUCUCAGCGACUGCAAGAGUCAUUCCCCUCUGAACAUUCUAAGCAUCUUGGUAACAUCUGCUAAAUUAGAAUUUUAAAGUGGUUCUGUCCCUACCUCCUAGAAACUGUUCUGGUCAGUACCCCAGAGGUUAAUCCUUCCCCACUCAUCUAGAAUCUCUUUGAAAAAGGAGGCUUCUGCCAAUGGAAAAUGUCAGCACUUGCCUAUUUCCUUUAGGUAGGAAAUGCUGACUGUCAUGGUACCAGCAGGGAUGUAUGUAAGAAGCCACCCUGGCUUAGUAAAGUCUAAGUUUUAGAAUUGGCUAAGGCCAAUACCAAUAAAUGUAGGCUACCAAGAAGUAACAUUUUCUAUUUUUGUUUAUUUAGAAGCUGCUUGCUGUCUUUGAUGUUUCCUUCCGUAUGUGCUCAUCAAUAAGUGCAUCCCUUUGUUUGUGGGCUCUAAAACUGGUGCGAAUCUGUAGGACACCUUCUUUUUUAAAACCAUUGUACUGUGCCUAGUGAUUUUAGCAACAAAAUAUGUCUCUCCCACAUCUCUACAGCCACAACAGGAGUUGCAGCCUUCCAACAG
Molecule: messenger RNA, 3479 nt
Organism: Podarcis muralis (Common wall lizard)
Lineage: Eukaryota; Metazoa; Chordata; Lepidosauria; Squamata; Lacertidae
Source: RefSeq, a predicted model, not a curated record